UCAGGCUAUUUCGGAAGGAAAGUGUUGAUCAAGGAGAGACCACACCAGGUCAGAGGGAAGCUGUCCCCCUCUCUAGUGACACAGGAAGGAGGAAAUCAUUCUGGGGAAGGCUUGGUGAGUCGUGGGCAGAGUUGGGGAACAUCCUCAAAGAGGUAGGUUUGAGAUGUGCCUUCUAAGAUUAGGCCUUACAAGCAGGAGCCUUGGGAUUUUUCAAAGGCAAACCAAGAGUCAGAAGUUCCUGAUCUUUAAUUUGAGAGAAAGCCAUAAAGUGGAAAGACUUUAGUGUCUUUUCUUGAAGCUUUUUAACUGUGAGUGUCAACGAAUGGCAGUAGGAGGCACUGUGGGAUUAACAAUGUGACGAUCCAUGGUUGGGAGUUGAAGCACUUCAUCCUCUAGAUUACUGUAGGUUACAUAAGUGUCUGAUGGCGAGAACAAGGAAGGAUGCACCCCUAGUCAUGAAUUGAGUUCUCAGACACUUUGGGCUGGACCACACUUGGUUGGAGCUUGAUGGUGGUAAGCAUUAUGAAGUCAUUAUGAACUCCAGGAUUAUCUGCACCACAUCUGAUAUGAGAUAACAAUGUCGCAGAUGUUUAUGUCUCAGUCAGAUUAUAACUUUCAGUGCCGGGGGUUGUGUAAUAGUGAGUGUGGCACGUUUAUGGCAUUAGAGGUUGGGAAGAGGGACAUAGCUUAAGAAUCAAUCUUUAAGAAAGCUUUUCUGCUCUUUCAGGGAUUCACCCAGUCUCUACCAUUUCCCCUUCCUCUACCUCCUUUUCGGAUUCAGAAUGAUCUUUUCUGCCCACGGGCCAUCAAAUAUGCAAAUUCACUUGGGUUUAUAUGUCUACAGGUUUUGGUAGGAAGGCAUCAUCCCAAAAUGUCAUCAGUAAGCAAGAGGAGUGUCUAAAGGAACUGGAGGAACUCAAAUUUGAAAUCCAGAAGUGUCAAUUCGAGAGGGAUGAACUUUAUCAAAUCCUGGAUCUUUAUAUCUAUGAUGAGUGGGACCACAGGUAGUCAUUAUGCCCAGUAACCUGUUCACUGUCUUGCGCUCUCUCUCUGCUACCUCGAGAUUUCCUCAUAGCACGAGAAAGUUUCACCUCUCAUCCUGGAUUUUAAGGAGAUUUGGCAAGCAUUUGCUUGUGAGAUAAGCUAGGUGCUGUGUGUUUAGGGUCAACCUCUUUUGUACUUGACCCUGAGCCUCUUGGAUUAGCAUUGGUUCUGUCAACAGCUAGAAGGACCUUGUCACACUUGCUGAAACUGUGUGUGUGAAUGAAAUGCCUGCACGUCAUCACUCUUUCCUCUGAAUUUGUUCAUUAUACACUGAUUCUAUGGCACCUCCAUGGAUGUAGUUGGCAUUCUAAAUGUGUUUGGAUAUGGGUUGGUGUGUAUAUAUGUGGCAGUAUUUGUUGGUGGUUUACUCUGGAUCAGGACGUCUGGGACCUUUGAUGGGGUCUGAGGAUUUGUUUGAUCAACACUUUGCAGGUCAUGAUAGUGAUGAGUACGUGGAGGCCCACACUGAUCAAAAGAGCACUUUGCUCCUUCUGUAUACCUUGGUGGCACCCAGGACUCUCCUGAGGGGAGGAGGUGCUAUAAAUCCUCUUCCCGGUCAAACUUAGUUAUGCCCUCUGGGAAUUCAUGUAACGAUAGAAACCAAGGAUUGAGUAUACCUGCUUUCAAAACAAGAGAAAUGUCAUCACAGCUUUCUCUUGGGCCCAAAGCUGUGGCACAGACUGGAGGAAUCUUCUUCCUGAACUAGUCAAUUCCAUCAUGCUCACCUGGCCAGCUCUUGAAGGUCAGGUCGCUCCAACUGGUACCGUGGCUCAGUUCUCCUGUGCCCAGGAUAAUAAACUUAACCAGUACAAAUACUUUGAAGGAGCAAGUAUGUUGUACAUACUGAGUUUAAGUAACAGGGAGAGCAGUCUGAUUUUACCUAAUUUCUUUCACCUGCUUUGAUCUUUAGUUUUUUAUUUUUUUAAGUACCCAGGGAUUGAUUAUUGUGACCUAGAAAUGGUCACUGUGGUCUUGACCAUUGUUCUUCCCAAACAGGCAGCUCUCAGGCUCUGCCCCCUCCUAUAUAGUGAGUCUUUGCAGAACCAUAUCUCUCAGGAUUCCAAGGAGUCCUUAUUUCAAAACAAAUGUUUGCUUAUUUACAUAGAAAUAUUUUCUGUGGAUUGAGUCUCACUGUUGGGUUUUGGUCUGGUUUUUGAAUUUGCCAUUUUCUUCCCUUCCACCAUUCCUUGAAUUUGAAAUUUUUUAUUAUAUAUUUUCAUUUACAUUUCACCUAAUUCUGAAAUCGUGAGUUCAAAACAUUAUUUGUUCCUUUGGCCAUGACCUAACCCAGGCUGCAUGUAGAAUUGCCAGUCCUUCAAUCUGAACAUGAGAUGAGAAUGAUGGCUAUGCAAAUGAUGACCAACUCAAUAAGCGAUGCCAUGGAGAGGUACAAGGAGCUCAUACAAGUGAACAGUUCCUACCGCAUCAGGCAAUCCCAGCUCCUGCGUGAACAAGCUCAAUUGAAGAACAAUAUACAGAUUUUGCUGAAUGAGAAGAGAGAACUGCUGGUGGAGCAGACUGAACUGCCAGCAUCCUCUGUGGAGGCAAAGAGGCUCUGUGAAGAGGCUGGAAUGAACAUCUGUGACCCCAGAGCCAUGCAACAGCAGAUCUCACUGUGGGAGCAGAGGAAGCCCUGAGAAAGUACAGCCCUAAGUGGAUGUGUGUUGGAAACAUGAUAUGACCAUGCCUUGGACCCAAAGCCAUUUAUCCAUGUGGAAAAGACAAAGGCCCCCAUGCCCCUUGAGGCUCAGAGACAUGACAACACCUUCUCAGGAUGGCAUUGAUAGUGUGUGCAGAAAAAGUCUACUCUACCUUUCUCUCUGGCCCCAUCUGGAUAUUUACAGCCUGAAGACUGCUCCCUGCAGAGACUGCUCCUACUGAGAUUAGCUAAAUCUGCCCCUUGUCAGUUACAUAUGCAUAGUCCUCCCCUCCUUGUUUAUCUGCAUGCAAUGCCCACCUCCUUGCUGCCCUGUGCAACAGCCCUGCUUCCUGGCCAGCUCUAUAUAAUAAACCUGCUGAGCUUCUGUGAUGCUGCAUUUUCUCCAGCCCACGGACCCAGCCUUCCCCAUGUAUGUGUGUCCAAUGUCAAUCUUCAUUUCCUCCUCACCCCUGGUCAGACCCAAGUCCCUGGAGCCACUCAAAGGACUUGGCAAUCUCAGUCUGCUCCACUUUGAAGGAAGUGCUUUCUAAAAUGAAAUCUAAAGCACACAGUGGGUUCAGCUCCCUCUCAAGUGUCUUUGGUGAGGGUUGGGGUGGGUGUGAGACCAGUUACAUUCUGACUAUUGCAGAAGAGUAAAGGAUUCACAGUUUGCUUUUGGUGAACGUGAGCUCCCCAAGAGGCUAUCAUUGCCAACGUUUUCCCAAGUCACUUCUAGGAGGUCAACUGACUCCUAGGUGAGUCUUUGGUUACACUGCUUCAGUUUUCUGUGGCUACACUGUCCAAAUGGCACCCACUGGUCACACAUGGCUAUUUGAGAUGAACUAAACUUAGAACUAAAAUCUGCCUCUUUAGUCACAGCAGGCAAACCAGGAGGCAAACAGCCAGCCAGAAUCCAUAGCAAGAAACACAGCAGAUAUAGAAUAUUUCUAUCAUCUAGAAAUUUCUCCUGGACAGCAGUGGUCUAGGUUCUUGGUGUCUGGUUUUUCCUUCAGGGAGAAUUAUUUGCCGUACUAAUAUCAAAAGGUUUAUUUUUAAAGCAACUUUACCAAAAUAUGACUUACUCACCCCCAAAUUAAUCCAGUUUAAGUCUACAAUGUAAUGGUUCCCCAUAAAUCUAUCCGAGUUCGACGGUAGACCACAGAACAAAAGAAAGACAGUUUAUGCAGUUAUGUAAAAUGGUAUGCAUCAAUAUUGACCACUGCAUAAUUAUACUGUACUACUUUUGAUUUCUUCAAAAUUCAGGCCUUUUAUUGAUUGUUUUACAAAAAUACAUUAUCCUAGAGUUGAGAAAAUAUUAUACAAUAUUUCAUCUGGGCUUUUUAUUUCAUUGAGACUUUAAUAUUUUUGCAUCUUUUGCUAGUAUUGUUAGAUUCUUUAUAAGAGUUUUAUUUUGUGGAUUUUUUUGCCGAUCUGGUCACUAUUUGACGCCAUUUCAAUGUUCUCAGGAUUUUGAUGACAAUAAUACCACAAUGAUAAAGUGAUACUCAUUUUCUUGAGCCAUUUACAUAUGUAUAUACACACAUAUAUGGGAAGUUAUGUAUACAUAUUUCUAUGCUAUACUGUGUAGAAUACAAUUCUAUUAUACGUCAACAUAUACAGUUUGCUCAAUAUGAUUUCUGUGAAUGUUAUCAGUCAUGGGGAAAUAAUAAGAGCCUGAAUAAACAUGGACAAUAUUUGCAGAAUGCACAUAAAAUUGAAGAUGGUAUAUAAGCAAAAGUGUGAAGUAUAUCACUUAGAGCUUUCAUAUCGAAUGCACUUUAAAAUUUUUAAUAGAUUAAAAAAAUUUAAAUCAUCUU
Messenger RNA from Rattus norvegicus (Norway rat), 4500 nucleotides. The record is from RefSeq and is a predicted model, not a curated record. Lineage: Eukaryota; Metazoa; Chordata; Mammalia; Rodentia; Muridae.